GUCUCAAUAUUGUCUUCAUUGCCAUUCAUUAAAGUCUUUGUUUUUCAUUUGUUUCUCUCAUUUCAUCGCAUUUUAAGUUAUUUUAUUUAUCGUUACUUUUUUUACCUAAUCUUCAGUAUUAUUUUGAAUGCAAUGACAAUCAUAUCAUUUGUUUAUUAAUCACUUUUAAUGAGUAUUUUUUAUUGUGAUUUUAUGAUUCAUUUUUGCAUUAAUUUUUGUAUUAAUCAACAAAACAAUUGUCUGUGAAAUGAGUGUUGCCUUCAAAUCAAUUAUUAAUGGUUUCAAUGACUGAUUGAAUGGUUUCAUGGAUUUAAGUGAUAAAUGGAUGGCAAACGGCGAAGACAUGAAUGACACGAACCAAUUGAACGCUACUAAUGACAACACGACUAUCGGAUCAGUUGGAAGUAUCACAAGUAUUGGUCCCAAAAAGAUCAUUAGAAAUCUGGCCCUCAAGAGAAUCAAAGAAGUGAUUCCUCUGGAGAAUAAGGUAAAGCUCGACCGAGUUCUCGGACUCACCGUUUCAAGCAAUGCAUCCCUUGAUUGCGAUCCAUCCACUAAUUGUAUAGUAUAUCCGGCCGGAUGUGUGUUAGUUGUUUAUAACAUCCGCCGAAAUAAGCAAAUUCAUACAAUCAAUACCUCUAAAAAGCCUAUAACUGCUGCAAAGUUUUCAAAUGAUGGCAAAUAUAUCGUCACCGGAGAGUGCGGACAUCAGCCACACGUGCGGGUUUGGGACGCCUCCACCUGCGAACAAGUGGCCGCAUUUGCCGGACAUAAAUUUGGCAUCAAUUGUGUGGCGUUCUCUCCAAACAACAAAUAUGUGGUGUCUGUGGGUUCCCAACACGACAUGAUUGUCAAUGUGUGGGACUGGAAGAAUAAUCUGAAGAUUGCCUCCAAUAAGGUGUCGAGUAAAGUGAAAGCACUAUCUUUUGCGAGCAAUGGUCAAUAUUUUGUAACUGUCGGCAACAGACACGUGAAAUUCUGGUAUUUGGAGUAUUCCAAGUCUUCGCGAAGCAAAUUCGAGUCGUUGCCAUUGAUGGGCAGAUCUGCCAUUUUGGGCGAUCAGCGCAAUAACUACUUCUGUGAUGUGUCGUGCGGUCGACCCAAUAUGUCUGACUCGACGUAUGCCAUCACCAAAUCUGGUCUAUUAUGUGAAUUCAACAGUAGAAGACUUCUCGACAAAUGGGUUGAAUUAAGAACAACGAGUGCCAAUUGUAUCAGUAUUAGUGAACAGUUAAUAUGCGUGGGAUGUGCUCAAGGAAUUGUCAGGUGCUUUAACCCAAAGACACUGCACUUCGUAUGCACUCUUCCGCGACCCCACUCUCUCGGCAUUGACAUCGCCAGAGGAUUCACCAGAAAUGAUUUGAACGCAAGCUCUUCGACAAACAGUAACGUGAAAUAUGCCGACACUAUAGCUGUGUCUUUGGAUGAAACCAAUGAAGUGGUCACUUGUAUUUACGGCGAUAGAAGUAUUUACUUCUGGACUAUUUCUAAUAUGAAAAAGAUAGGAAAAUUGCAUUCUUUUUUAUACCAUUCGAGUUGUAUUUGGGCCGUUGAGACAUUCCCCACUUUGCCGGACAGUGCCAAACAACUGCUGCCUUCGGGCACUUUCCUCACGUGUUCCUCUGACGAUACGAUUCGUAUUUGGAAUUUAGAUGUUCUCAAAGGCUCUCAAGACUCUAAUUAUGUCUACAAAAGAAAUAUAUUCAGCGCAGAGUUACUCAAGAUUUUAUAUAUGGAUCCGGAGUUGACAUACAUUUGCGACGUUGACGUCAAUCCCAAUGAGAAUAACGAGAAACAAGACACUACUUAUGACGGCAAGAAUGGCGUCCGAUCCCUAAAGUUAUCGCACGAUGGCAAACAUUUGGCCUCCGGCGAUCGUUCGGGAAAUAUAAGAAUAUUUGAUUUGGAACUACAGCAAGACUUAUGCAAAAUAGAAGCUCACGAUUCGGAAGUGCUUUGUUUAGAGUAUUCAGAAGAGCAUAACUUCGGAGGAAAGUCACUGCUGGCCUCCGCCAGUCGGGACCGACUCAUCCAUAUUUUUGAUGUUAAACAACAGUAUUCAUUUGUACAAACAAUGGACGAUCACUCGUCAUCGAUAACUGCCGUUAAGUUUGUUCGCAAUAAUGAACACAAGAAUCUGCAAAUGAUUAGCUGUGGGGCCGACAAGUCUGUCAUUUUUAGGAAAGGCGUUGGUAUUAAUGGACAGCCAUUUAACUUUGUGAGAGAGCAUCAUAUCGUUGGAAAGACUACUCUUUACGAUAUGGAAGUGGAUGUCGAACAGAAUUUUGCAUUGACUGCAUGUCAGGACCGCAUGAUUAGAGUAUAUGACGUGAAAUCUGGGAAAAAUACAUCCAAUUUUAAGGGUUCUCAAGGAGAUGACGGAACGCUAAUCAAAAUAGCUCUCGACCCCAGCGGACAGUUUAUUGCCACAAGUUGUACCGAUAAAAGCUUAUAUAUUUAUGACUAUCAAUCGGGAGAAUGUUUGGCCGCAACCAGUGGUCACUCAGAAUUGGUUACUGGACUCAAGUUUUCGCAAAACGGCAGGAAUUUGAUAUCAGUUUCGGGCGACGGAUGCGUUUUUAUUUGGAAACUUCCCAAUGAAAUGGUUAACACAAUUGCAUCGAAACUCGGAUUACCAUCGGUUCCGUUGGUUGAAACCUCAAAAAUAGAGACUCCGAUCAAAACUCCUAUCAUUAAUAACGAUAACAACGAAGAGAACUCAUUGAAUGGCAACAACUCUUCAUCGCUCUAUCGUUUUAAUCUCAAAUCAUUACCUCUUUGGGCGAAGAAGCAAAUGGUAGAAGAGUUGAAGCGCGACCCCAAUAGCAAGGAAUCAGAGACAUCAGCAAAGCCUGCAGUGCCCGCGAAGGGGCGUUGGGCUCAGCGAAUGGAAAACAGUCAAAACCUAGUCGUGAAAUCAUAUUUGACUGAAGACACUGUCAUCCCUUACCCGACCGCCAAAACCCGGAACUCAAAUGAUUUUGAAACCGAUAAAGAUUUGAAUAUUAGGCCACAGAAUGACAAAAAUGGUGACUCACGCUAUCGAACGACAGACUCUUCUUCUGCGAGUAGUUUCACCCGCGAAGACGAGGACGACAUGAAUACUACAGAUAGCGAUAAUAUGGGUUAUUCUAAUGACAAGAUCUCGGGUUCGAUGUUUAAAGUGAACGAAUCUCCAGACAAUCAUCGAAACAGAAAGUCUAAAAGUACUUUAAAGCGUUAUUCAGGCAUUGGUGUCAUGCCGUCUAUAAGUGUUCCCAACUUUAACGAACUUCACAGCGACGAAGACGACGAGUCCAACACCACUGCUGGUGAUAGUGAUCGCAGCGCCAACAUUAAGAACUCCAUGUAUAUAAGCACUGAGAAUUUGGAUCGUAUCGAUCAGAGAGAGAAAUAUUUAAAGAGUGCUUUUGAGAAUUUGGAUAAAUUAAAUGACAGCCAAUUAUCGGAUAAAACUAUGAAUGGAUCCGAUUCUCUGACACCCAAUCGAUCGAGUAUUUCGUCGAAAUAUCAUUCAAAAGCUCCUAUUAGUAGCAAUGGUUCGCCAAACGAUGAAAGAGUAGGUAAAGUGAGCAAUAAUAGGACUCCAUUGACUUCGAAGCCACCCAUUACUAAACGAAGGGAAGAACUAACGAAAGCAAUCAGUGAAGCGCGAAAGAAACUCCAAACGUUGGGAUGGAAGGGCUCGGCUUUGAGUAACUCUAAGAGUGUGGCAAAUCUAAGAGACUAUAACUAUGAGCCAGAAUUGAAAGAUAUGAAUGGAAAUGACGAUUCUGCACCUCUUUGGGAGAAGAAUCGGAACCAAAGCGAUGGCAUGUCUCGCAGCUCGAGUUCGAGUACAUUAAAUAAAAUCGAAAGCAUUAAAUCGGGUUCUUUAAGGGGUAAAGGAUUGUGGAGUAACAGCGCAUCGCAGGCCUCUCUGCGCCCUAAUCUCAAUUCUGGGCGUUUGAGUGCUCCGCCGACUCCUAUCAAAAAACCAAUCGAUUCUUAUUCCAGUGGACACAGAGAGAGCUCUGACGACGAGUCCAUGUCUUCGUCAUCAGAUGAGAAACCGUCGCGUUUUGCCCGACCUGUCACUCCUCCCAAACCCAAUAUUCUUAAACAGAUUCGCAGAUCUUCUACGAGUCAAACGAUUCCGCAAAUUAAAGAACCGACGACUCACUCGCAUACCAGAAGUCGACGGCUUUGGAGUAAUGAUAUGCGCUCUUCAAAGAGUGAAUUCAAUUUGUCAAACAUUGGAAGAGAAACACCCGUUAAGUUGCGGAGCAAUAGCUCGUCCUCUGGAAGUGGUUUGUGGGCGACGUCUCCUCUGCCUCUCAUUCAAAAUGAAAGACUUGAUCUUUCGAUGACAAACCCGUCAACUAUUCCUCUAACUCAAGAACUCUGUCAACUAGUGGUUAACGAAAUGAAUUCAAUCUCGAAAUACGCGCUCAGAAUACUGGAGCGUUCAGUAGAGACCGGAAACGUAAAUAUGAGACAUUUCUUAAGUGAAAACAUAUCGAAAACUUGUCAAAGUUUGCAACAAUCCAUUGGGACGACACCUCUCACACCGCGUGAAACACUGGUGUCGGCCACCAAUCAAUCCAACAUUCCGUACAACGAUUCCAAUUAUAGUCUUCCGCCGGAAAGUAUGACACAAGCGAUGACUUUAUUACAGCAAUACUCCGACAAAUUGCUUAAUUUAGUCGAACAGAGAAUCACUAAAAAGGAGUGAUUUCUCAAUAAUUUUGUAAAACAUAACUAAAAAACACAAUUUUUUAGUGCCUUUCCAUUAGGACUUGCCUUUCAUUAAGUUUGCCUUAAAAUUCCGUUUUUAAUUCCAAUCAUAGCAUGAGUUUAUUUAAUUAUAAAAUACAUUAUAGAUCUCUAUUUUAUGCUUCCAUUUGUAACAUACAUACAAUACAAAAUGCAUUCAAUCCA
This is a messenger RNA of Medioppia subpectinata, 4920 nucleotides long. Lineage: Eukaryota; Metazoa; Arthropoda; Arachnida; Sarcoptiformes; Oppiidae. The record is from the annotation of a GenBank genome assembly.